UGAGUCAAGGGCUAUAAUUGCACCUCUUCGACUUCUUUCUUUCGAUGGAAACAGCCAAACACGUUAUUCACUCCCAAGGCUACGCUCUCGAAGUCAGAAUGGCCACCGACGGAUCCAAAUUCCCAGCCAAACGGUGUGGUGUCUUGGGCGCAACGGGUAGUGUAGGACAGCGAUUCAUCCUUCUACUCGCCCUCCAUCCUCACUUCAAGCUCACCGCCGUUGGAGCCUCUCCGCGAUCGGCGGGCAAGCAGUACAAAGAUGCUGUCAAGUGGAAGCAGGCCACACCAAUGUCUAAGCAGUUGGGCGAGCUGGUGGUGAAGAAUUGCACGCCAGAGGAGUUCAAGGAUGAGGUCGAUAUCGUCUUCUCCGGUCUGGACAGCGAUGUCGCAGAAGAUACAGAAAUGGCCUUCCUCAAGGCCAACAUUCCCACAUUCUCCAACGCCAAAAACUACCGCCGCAACCCAAUCGUGCCUCUCGUCGUCCCUACGGUUAAUCUCCCACAUCUCAACCUCAUUCCCCACCAACGACAACAUUUCUCCCUCGAGAAGGGCUUCUUGGUCUGCAACUCCAACUGCGCCGUGAUCGGCAUCGUGAUUCCUUUCGCAGCCCUCCAAGCCUGCUUUGGUGAGAUCAACACUGUCUCCGUCGUCACAAUGCAAGCAGUUUCUGGAGCAGGAUACCCAGGUGUCAGCAGCAUGGACAUCAUUGACAACGUGGUCCCCUUCAUCAGCGGCGAAGAAGACAAGUUGGAAACAGAAGCGAGAAAGAUUCUGGGAGGCAUAAACGAGGGGAACACCGAAUUUGUGGAACAAAGCGAGCUUCGCAUAUCCGCAGCAUGCAACCGUGUCCCUGUGCUGGAUGGACACAUGGCUUGUGUUUCGCUCAAGUUCGCGAAGCAACCUCCUCCGAGCGUGCAGGAGGUCAAGGCUGCUCUGAGAGAGUACGUCUCCGACGCACAGAAAUUGGGCUGCCCUUCUGCACCAACGAAUGCCAUUGCUCUAUUUGACGAUGAUCAGCCGGAUCGUCCUCAGCCACGAUUGGAUCGUGAGUUGGACCGCGGAUAUGCUGUUUCAGUAGGCAGAGUGCGCGAGGAUGAGAGCGGGAUAUUCGAUAUCAAGUUUGUGGCUCUGUCGCACAACACGGUCAUUGGUGCGGCGGGAAGCUCUAUUCUGAACGCUGAGGCGGCGGUUCUGAAGGGGUAUGUAUAGAUGGACAUUGGGCAAAACGGGAUGUGCGAUGGGCAAAUUUGGAUGAUGAGAUGACUGUGAAUAGAAUGAAUCAAGACUUUGACACCAAGCCUCUGUUCAAGAGUGCUCAGUAAAACUGCUUCAGGUGGUACAGGAGACUUCACGUUAUUGAUCAACAGAGCAGCCUAUCAGCGCCCCCUGGAUGACAUUGAUAUCAUGCAAGGAAGCCCGGGUCGCAUUCUCUCGAUCCACUGUCAAGCCACCAUUACGAACGUCAACUGCUCAAGAAAGAUUCGGUGCGGACGUC
This is a messenger RNA of Cercospora beticola, 1494 nucleotides long. RefSeq names its product aspartate-semialdehyde dehydrogenase (gene HOM2). Gene Ontology annotation, biological process: L-threonine biosynthetic process. Lineage: Eukaryota; Fungi; Ascomycota; Dothideomycetes; Mycosphaerellales; Mycosphaerellaceae. The record is from RefSeq and is a predicted model, not a curated record. Gene Ontology annotation, molecular function: NAD binding; aspartate-semialdehyde dehydrogenase (NADP+) activity; NADP binding.